Messenger RNA from Fukomys damarensis (Damara mole-rat), 4619 nucleotides. It is a transcript of the gene Axl, whose product is annotated as AXL receptor tyrosine kinase. Gene Ontology annotation, molecular function: ATP binding; protein binding; transmembrane receptor protein tyrosine kinase activity. The record is from RefSeq and is a predicted model, not a curated record. The transcript is spliced from 20 exons. Gene Ontology annotation, biological process: protein phosphorylation; nervous system development; phagocytosis. Bases 213 to 2882 code for a protein of 889 amino acids. Gene Ontology annotation, cellular component: signaling receptor complex. Lineage: Eukaryota; Metazoa; Chordata; Mammalia; Rodentia; Bathyergidae.
AGGGAGAGAGGCAGGGGAUCCGGGGAAGGCGGCCUCGGAGGAACAAGCGGAGCCCGUCAAGGGGCCUUUGCUGUGCCAGGCGGGCAGUGCCAAAUCAGGGGAGCCCGGAGCUGGGGGGAGGGCUGGGGACAGCCCGGCCCUGCCCCCUCCCCGCGACGUGCCCAGCAACUUCGGAGAAAAGUUUGGCAUCAACUGCGUGGUGGUGCCUGAGGAUGGGCAGGGUUCCGCUGGCCUGGUGCUUGGCGCUGUGCUGCUGGGGCUCCGUGGUCCCCAAGGGAGCACAGGCCGAGGUCGGUGACCCCUUUGUGGAGAGUCCAGGGAACGUCACCGGUUCCCGGGGAAUUACAGUGGUCCUUCGGUGUGAGCUCAAGGUUCGGGGGGAACCCUCUGAGGUGAACUGGCUUCGGGAUGGACAGGUCUUGGAGCUGGCGGACAGCACUCAGAUCCAGGUGCCCCUGGGUGAAGACUGGCAAGAUGACUGGAAAGUGGUCAGCCAACUCAGCAUCUCCUCCCUGCAGCUUGUGGACGCAGGAUGGUACCAGUGUGCCGUGGACCUGCGAGGACAGAACUUUGUGUCCCAGCCGGGCUACGUAGGGCUGGAAGGCCUCCCCUACUUCCUGGAGGAGCCUGAAGACAGGACUGUGGCUGCCAACACACCCUUCAACUUGAGCUGCUGGGCACAGGGGCCACCAGAACCAGUGCGCCUACUCUGGCUCCAGGAUGCUAUGCCCCUGGCCCCAUCCCUGGGCCACAGCCCCCAGCACAACCUGCAAGUUCCAGGCCUGAACAAGACGUCUUCUUUCUCCUGUGAAGCCCACAAUGCCAAGGGGGUCACCACAUCCCGCACAGCCGCCAUCACAGUGCUCCCCCAGCGGCCCCGAGACCUCCACCUGGUUUCCAGCCAGCCCACGGAACUGGAGGUGGCUUGGUCCCCUGGCCUGAGUGGCAUCUACCCCCUCACUCACUGCACCUUACAGGCUGUGAUGUCGGACGAUGGGGUGGGCAGCUGGCUGGGAGAGCCAGACCCCCCGGAGGAGCCCCUCACCCUCCAAGCAUCUGUGCCCCCUCACCAGCUUCGGCUGGGCAGCCUCCAUCCUCACACCCCUUAUCACAUCCGGGUGUCGUGUGCCAGCAGCCAGGGCCCCUCGCCCUGGACACACUGGCUUCCUGUGGAAACACCGGAGGGAGUGCCCCUGGGCCCCCCUGAGAACAUUAGCGCCAUGCGGAACGGGAGCCAGGUCCUCGUGCGUUGGCAGGAGCCAAGGGCACCCCUGCAGGGCACCCUGUUAGGGUACCGGCUGGCUUAUCGAGGCCAAGACACCCCUGAGGUGCUAAUGGAUGUGAGGCUAACUCGAGAAGUGACCCUAGAACUGCGGGGGAAUGGGCCCGUGCCCAACCUGACUGUAUCUGUGGCAGCCUACACCGCAGCCGGCGAUGGGCCCUGGAGCCGCCCUGUGCCACUGGAGCCCUGGCGCCCAGGACAAGGACAGCCAGUCCACCAGCUGGUGAGCGAGCCCCCUGCUCCUGCCUUCUCGUGGCCCUGGUGGUAUGUACUGCUGGGAGCAGUUGUGGCCGCUGCCUGUGUCCUCAUCUUGGCCCUGUUCCUUGUCCACCGGAGGAAGAAGGAGACCCGCUAUGGGGAGGUGUUUGAACCAACAGUGGAAAGAGGUGAACUGGUAGUCAGGUACCACGUCCGCAAGUCCUACAGUCGCCGGACCACCGAAGCCACUUUGAACAGCCUGGGCAUCAGCGAAGAGCUGAAGGAAAAGCUGCGGGAUGUGAUGGUGGACCGGCACAAGGUGGCCCUGGGGAAGACACUGGGAGAAGGAGAGUUUGGAGCUGUGAUGGAGGGCCAGCUGAACCAGGACGAUUCCAUCCUCAAGGUCGCCGUGAAGACAAUGAAGAUUGCCAUCUGCACGAGAUCAGAGCUGGAAGACUUCCUGAGCGAAGCUGUCUGCAUGAAAGAAUUCGACCACCCCAACGUCAUGAGACUCAUCGGUGUCUGCUUCCAGGGUUCUGAAAGAGAGGGGUUCCCGGCACCAGUGGUCAUCUUACCGUUCAUGAAGCAUGGAGACCUACACAGUUUCCUCCUCUACUCCCGGCUCGGGGACCAGCCAGUGUUCCUGCCCACUCAGAUGCUGGUAAAGUUCAUGACAGACAUCGCCAGUGGCAUGGAGUACCUGAGUACUAAGAGAUUCAUACACCGGGACCUGGCUGCCAGGAACUGCAUGCUGAAUGAGAACAUGUCUGUAUGUGUGGCAGACUUUGGGCUGUCCAAGAAGAUCUACAAUGGGGACUACUACCGCCAGGGUCGCAUCGCCAAGAUGCCAGUCAAGUGGAUCGCCAUUGAGAGUCUAGCUGACCGCGUCUACACCAGCAAGAGUGAUGUGUGGUCCUUCGGGGUGACGAUGUGGGAGAUAGCCACACGGGGCCAAACGCCAUACCCUGGAGUGGAGAACAGUGAGAUUUAUGACUACCUGCGCCAGGGGAACCGCCUGAAGCAGCCCAUAGACUGUCUGGAUGGCUUGUACAUCCUGAUGUCCCGCUGUUGGGAGUUGAACCCCCGAGACCGGCCAAGUUUUACAGAGCUGCGUGAAGACCUGGAGAAUACACUGAAGACCUUGCCCCCUGCCCGGGAGCCUGACGAAAUCCUCUAUGUGAACAUGGAUGAGGGCAGAGGUUAUCCUGAACCCCCUGGAGCUGCUGGAGGAGCUGACCCCCCAACCCAGCCUGACCCUAAGGAUUCCUGUAGCUGUCUCACUGCAGCGGAGGUCCAUCCUGCUGGACGCUAUGUCCUUUGCCCUUCUACAGCCCCUGCCCCCACUCUGCCUGGAGACAGGGGCUUCCCAGCACCCCCACCAGGGCAGGAGGAUGGAGCCUGAGACAACCUUCCACCUGGGACUCCCUCUCAGGAUCCAAGCUAGGCACUGCCACGGGGGAAACCUCACCCUCCAACUUUCCCACUCCAGGCCUACCCUUCCCACCUCCAUCCCAGACAAAACCUUCCCUUUCUCUUCAUCACAGCAUCCUCCUCCAAAAAAAGAAGUUGCUGCACCGAGCAUGGUGGCACAGACCUUGUAAUCCUAGCACUCAAGAGACUGAGGCAGAAGGAUCGCUAAGUUCAAGCCCAGUCUGGGUUAUAUAGCGAGACUCUGUCCCAAAACAAAGACAUGAUUGGAGUGCAAUCGCUAACAGUCCUCCCAGAUCUGACAUUCAGAAAUUCUACAUUGUGGGGCAGGAUUGUAACUCAGUGGCACCUCACCUACCUGGUAAGCCCAAGGUCCUGAGUUCUUCUCCAGUACCAAAAAAAGAAAAAAACAAAACAAAAAACUAAAUUGUAAGGCCUAAACAGUCUAUAUCAAAAGUUCUAGGUCUCCAAGUUGCUGUGCAUCUUUUGUUCUAAGGACCUGAAAUUCCAGUCUCUAGUUCUAAAGUGCUGUGUUUCUUUUCUUAAGAAAGUGUCUUACCUAUGUUACCCAGCACUAGCCUGGAAUUCCUGGGCUAAUGUGACCUUCCCACCUCAGCCUCCCAAGUAGCUGGGAAUACAGGUGUGCUAAGAUUCUUGAUAAGGGCCCAAGAUUCUAGGUUUAAAGCUAAAAAUUCUAGUUCUAGGAUUUAAGACUCUGAGUAUAGAUUUUAUUGUUCUAGAGUUCUGAGUUCUUUGAGCAUAAGACUCUAGAUUCUACAAUUCUAAAGAUUCUAUAAUUCUAGACAUGGAGGUUCUAAAGCUUACUGUUCUAAAAUGUGAUGGUCAAAGGCUUUGGGUAUAGCUAUCCUGGUUGUAAGAAAUUGCAUCCUACACCUUCAAGUUUUCAUUUUCUCAAAUUCUAAGAUUCUAAUGAUGGUCAGUUGUAGUUUCUGAGGAUCUCUGAUCAUAGAUUCUUUCGUAUGAGAUCCUGGAUCUGAAAGGUCUAAGAUUCUACAAUCUGCAAUUGAAAAGUUGUAAGAUUCUAAAGAUGGAGAUUCCAAGAUCUAAUGUUCUAAGAUGUUUAUUCUAAAACUUAAUCCAAGAACCUAGAUUCUCUAAAAUUCUAGGUCAUAUGUCCCAAGAUUCUACAUUAUUAAGCUCUCAGAUUCUAAAGUUGGCCCGUUUAAUGUUUGAAGGCACCGUAAGAUUCCACUGACCGAAGAUUCUGAUCCCAAGCAACUAAUAAGACUCUCACAACUGUGACUAAUUAGACACCAAAAUUCUAAUCAUUUCUAAUGUAGGACGCCUAAAUUCUAUGCUGUACUCUGUGAUUCUAGGAUUAUAAUUAAAGUUCCAAGAAUAUACAUUUCUAACAUCUUAAGGUUCUAGGCACUAUACAGUUAAGAUUCACAUGUUCUAAAUUUCUAAGAUUCUACUUGUCUAGAACAGUAGGUACGAUUCCAAGUUUCUAACCCAAAAGUUAGGACAGGUUACCUGCUUAGCCAUCUGUGCUUCCAUCUCCCCUCAUAUGGCCCCCCCCAAGCCUGUGCAAUGCAAUUAGGGAUGCUUCUUUCCCCCCCGCCAGGGAAUGGACCAUCUCCCUCCUUUGGGCCAUGCUGCCCUCUUGAGCCAGUCCCUCACCCUCCCUGUACAGAAUGUGGACUCUGGUGCCUCUAGAGGGGCUCCGGUCACAUAAAAUUUUGUCAAUCAC